CGGCUAAAGGAUUUCGAGACAGCUGGACAGCUCCACGUUAAGAAGGUACGGCAUCCGUUCCAGGAAUUUGGCACUGGUGAAAUACCCCACGUUAUUUCCAAUUGUAAUACAAGACUAAUUGAGUUUUAUUUUGCAGAAGGUCACAGUGUAAUCAAAUUCGGAACUUCGAAAAGGCUGGUUUUUCGUAAACUUGUGAAAAAUAGUCAAUAUAAAUGUCAUGUAAUGCCAUUGACCGCAUGCAAGACACUCCCUUUUCAUCAUUUCACUGUGCUAUUUAGUUUUUGCUUGUUUCAUUAUUUCAUUAACUUCCCCUGUGAAGUACGCGUGAUUUGACAUUCGUUUAAACGGUUUUGACAGGCGAAUAUCUUUUAUAGCUGUAAUCAUUCUUUGUUGUUAAACGGAAUGUGCGUAAACUUCUAAAGAGUUGUGACGUUUUAAAGCGGAAAUAUUAUAUAGUAUUGGCAGGAAACACCAGAAGGUAUCAAGAAAAUAUUGGCCUCUGGUAUAAUAGAAUAAAUUUUACUUUUCGCAUCCUCCAGAGUAAGGACACCGAUACCAGGAAUAACCGUUGUCCUUUAGUUCACACCUCGCUCACAGACUGUAAGAAUGGAUAACUUCAUUAAAAGUUAACUGUUGCAUAUAAUUAGCAGCCGGUGUAGUAAGUAGCAUAAUGUACCACCCAGCCGGCGUUCUAAACAUCACAAGCGAUACAUCAAUCUGUAAUUUGUAGGCGCUUGGGAUCCCUGGUUUUCAGUUAUAGCUUAAAGGAAACUUGCACAACAUACGUUUUUAGUGCUUGUGUGCUGGUAGGUUUGUGAUUGUCUUAUAUUAAGACUCCAAAGUUUUCGAAGCAAAUGCAAAGUUUCCUACAGGGAUUGAGUUACAUUAGUGGAUAAUAUCUCCCCCUGAUGCCCCAUAUAAAGCAAUAAGUACACUGAUAUGUCAAUGUCUUUACAAAUCUCAUCGGUAGCAAUACUGUGUGUCCAAAGAUGCAGAACGUCCUGUCUGCAGUGAAAUUAGACAUUGACAUGUUGCAUGUUGACAAACGUGCAGUGCUAAUCAAGCUGUUCGUUUGUGAAUGGACUUGAUGACCAGUAAUUUAUGAACUUCAGUGAAUAAGAAAUAACUUUAUUUCUUGACACAUUAUUUUCCUGCACUACUGUAUAGUAAGCUUGACAUUAGUGUUUGUGCAAGUGCAUCAACAAAAACAGAUAAGCAGUAUAAGAUUCAAAGUUCUGGACAGCAAUAUUCAUGAAAAUUUAAACUAGGAAAAACAAUGAAGUAGACAUACUUUUACAAUCGGAAUAGUUUUCUACUUUGGACACAGUUCUGUAAGAUAACACAUUUCAUAUUUUCAUUCCCUGCUGUGCUGUGGGAUAAUAUUCUGGGGUAACUGCUGACUUAUGCAUAAAAUAAAGUACAAGUAAUUGAAUCUGGCCGGGUCUCAAACAUGUGAAUCUUGGCAGGAAUCUGUUUAAAACAGUUGGAAAUAUUGUCACUUGACAGCGUGUUUAUCCAUUGGUAUAGUUUAACAGGCCAUUGCAAUUUGAGAGUAAUCAAGGAACAUAGAUCUGCACUUUGAUCAGUUUUAAAUUUAGAACAAGGAGUAAAAUAUAGUUGUAAAAAUCUUUGAUAGUGCGCUUAUGGAAAUGUCAGUCAACAGAAGUGUUUCCCAAUGUAAACCAAAAUUGUUUUAACUUGACUACCUGUCACAAUAAAAAAAAACUCCUGACUAGGAAUAACUAAUUGGUUUAUAAUUAAGUGUUAGUUAGUAGCCAUAAAAAUAUUUUGUUAAUUUUAUAUGUUCCACAUAGGUAUAAUAUUGAUCAUGAAUAUAAUCAUUUAAGAAUAUAAGUACCACGAGAAAUGUUCCAGUGAGCAAAAACUUACGUACUACUGAGAUGAAAUGCUUUCAUAUGACACAAGCAUAACUUCGAGUGCACUGAUGACCCAGUGAAUUGUGUGUAUUAGACUGUUCGGAGUGAACUUCUGAGCUGCUAUAUUUAGACUAGGCCCAGAGCCCAAUGCUCUGUGACUGGGAGUAUUGCCAGUCAGUCAGGUAGCAUUUUAUGAGAAGGCCGCUCCUUGCAGGAGGCCUUAACUUUGUAGUAGGUUGUUUCAAGGGCAGUGUAUCACCUCUCAUCCAUAUUCAAUUUUUCUUGCAGUCUGGUGCCUGUAGGUUGGUAAAUCAAAGGAGAAGUAUGGUUUGGUCAACUGUUUACGAUACUGAUAAGACAAUGACAGACCAACCUAGUCAUCUGCCAAAAAUGCAGAUGCAAGCAGCAGAUGCAGUUAGCCACCUUGACCAUAUGUGCGCCCUCGACAUUGACUCGAAGGCUUCAUAUGUUCGUCUCUCCGGCAUCAUUUGUACGAUUGGGCCAGCAUCUCGUGAUCCUGCUGUGCUGGAAAAGAUGAUGGAAACGGGUAUGAACGUAGCGAGAUUGAAUUUCUCGCAUGGCAGUCACGAGUACCAUGCAGAGACAAUAAAGAACAUUCGUGAAGCUGCAGCCAAUUACAGCAAGAAAUUGGGCAUGGAAUAUCCACUGGCAAUUGCCCUUGACACAAAAGGGCCAGAGAUCCGAACAGGGCUGCUUGAGGGGGGCGGCUCAGCUGAGGUGGAGCUGGUAAAGGGCCAGUCCAUAAAGCUGACGACAGACAAGGCUUACAUGGAGAGGGGAACCUCAGAGACUGUGUACGUGGACUACGACAACAUCCUGAAAGUGGUGAAGCCGGGAAACCGCAUCUUCAUUGAUGACGGGCUUAUUUCUGUUAUCUGCACCUCUGUAGCCCCACCUCACUUGGUGUGCACUGUGGAGAAUGGAGGAAUGCUGGGAUCUCGCAAGGGUGUUAACCUGCCUGGCCUCCCUGUAGAUCUGCCAGCUGUUUCAGAGAAGGAUAAAAAGGACCUGCUGUUUGGUGUGGAGCAGCAGGUGGACAUGGUGUUCGCAUCAUUCAUACGGAAUGCGGCAGCUCUCCAGGAGAUACGCAGUGUCAUGGGUGAAGGAGGAAAGAAGAUUCUUAUUAUCUCAAAAAUUGAGAACCAUCAGGGAAUGGUUAAUUUGGACGAGAUCAUAGAGGCAUCUGAUGGCAUCAUGGUGGCCCGUGGUGACCUGGGUAUUGAAAUUCCUCCUGAAAAGGUCUUCCUUGCUCAGAAGGCAAUGAUUUCCAGGUGCAACAAGGUCGGGAAGCCAGUCAUCUGUGCGACGCAGAUGUUGGAGUCCAUGGUGAAGAAGCCCCGACCCACAAGGGCCGAAACCUCGGACGUCGCAAAUGCCAUCCUGGACGGUGCCGACUGUGUCAUGCUGUCUGGUGAGACUGCCAAGGGAGACUACCCUCUGGAGUGUGUGCUGACCAUGGCAAACAUCUGCAAGGAGGCAGAAGCGGCCAUCUGGCAGAGGCAGAUCUUCAGCGACCUCAGUUCCAAGGCUGUUCCUCCGAUGGACGUAGCACAGUCUGUAGCGAUAGCCACUGUGGAGGCUUCCAUGAAGUGCCUGGCCACUGCCAUCAUUGUCAUCACCACCACCGGGCGGUCGGCACACCUAAUCUCAAAGUACCGUCCCAGGUGCCCGAUCAUCGCGGUCACGCGGUACGGACAAGUGGCUCGUCAGUGCCAUCUCUACAGGGCUAUCCUGCCCUUGCAUUACACAGCACCACCACUGCAGGACUGGCUGAAGGAUGUGGACGUGCGUGUCCAGUUUGGUUUGCAGUUCGGCAAGUCUCGUGGUUUCAUUCGUGAUGGAGACCCAGUAAUCGUUGUCACUGGCUGGAAGCAGGGCUCCGGAUUCACAAACACUAUGCGCAUUGUUCACGUGUAAUCAUGCCAAGUCCGUUGUAGCUGAUUGCUGAAACAUUUCAUCCCAUCUUUCGUUUGGCUUUCUGUUGGCGUCUCAGUGCCCGUAUGCCGUGUAAUGGAAUAAAAUUUUGUAGCAGCAGAUGCUAGACUGUGUUGUUUGCAGACUGUCCUUCCAUAUUAGGAAGAGUCAGUGAGGUACUGCCAAAGAUAACUACUCAGUUAACACACACCUGGAUGCUUUGUUGAGGAAUUUUACUCCUCGGUUUCAUGUUCACUGUUUGUUUCAUGGUGAAUGCACCAAAAGCUGUCCUUUUCAAAAUAUUGUUGCAUGUUCAAGCGGUGUGUGUGUGCGCGCGCCUGUCAGUUUUGUGUAUUUGUGCUUUAGUUCAAUCAUGUUGUCAAUUCUAUUAUUCCUGGAAAUGAAAAAUACCCAGCCAUGCAUAUUUUCAGUAUUAAAAUGUUGGAAGUAGUUAUUGAACACGGCAUGGAAAACACUGUAAUGAAUGUAAUACAAAUAGUUUGUAAUUAAGAAGGCAGAGUUAACGUUGUGAUACAUAUUUGAUAUAUCUAUAUUACUGUUGAACCUAUCAAAAGUUAACUUCCCCCUCCAUAGAGCCUGGCAGUUUCCAAGCAUACAAUGUAAUUGUUCCUGAUCACAGUAUAAUUUUAAUUUAUUUUUAUUAACUUAUAGCUAUUUAAAAACUGUUGGGCAAUAUCUGGUUCCAAUAAUUGUUGAUAUGUAUUAAAUUUUGUGUAAGUUGAUAAAGAAAGGAAAACUACAUUGAAGUAAUACUGUAAGGAAAAAAGUUGAAAAUAUACUCAGCAUAUCUGAUUGA
Molecule: messenger RNA, 4629 nt
Organism: Schistocerca gregaria
Lineage: Eukaryota; Metazoa; Arthropoda; Insecta; Orthoptera; Acrididae
Product: pyruvate kinase-like
Exons: 10
Coding region: 2070-3815 (581 amino acids)
Biological process (GO): glycolytic process
Cellular component (GO): cytoplasm
Molecular function (GO): potassium ion binding; pyruvate kinase activity; magnesium ion binding
Source: RefSeq, a predicted model, not a curated record